This is a messenger RNA of Aspergillus wentii DTO 134E9, 1545 nucleotides long. Its product is annotated as putative glycosyl hydrolase. Lineage: Eukaryota; Fungi; Ascomycota; Eurotiomycetes; Eurotiales; Aspergillaceae. The coding region runs from base 159 to 1250 and encodes 363 amino acids. The record is from RefSeq and is a predicted model, not a curated record. Gene Ontology annotation, biological process: carbohydrate metabolic process. The transcript is spliced from 3 exons.
AGGCCCAAAAGUGCGACCCCUGUGGCCAUCACGGCCCUUGCAUUAGCCUCAUGAUUGACAGUUCCAUGGAAUGUGAUUCUACGUGGCGGUCUUGUUGACAUAUAAAGCUGUCUGUUCUUCGGUCUCUCUUCUCUUGCUACUCACUCAUUCAUCUCAUCAUGUUCUCCCCCUCCCUCCUCUUCUUCUCCCUUCUCGGGACCCAAGUGUCGGCUCAAGAUGACCUCUCCAAGGCACGACUGGGCAUCAACGCCCUGAAUCAAUGGUACAACACCAACACCGGCCUCUGGAAUACGGUCGGCUGGUGGAAUGGCGCCAAUUGCUUGACCGUCGUGGCCGACCUGGCCCUUGUUGACGAUGGCUCCCGGGAUGCCGCCGUCAGCAUCUUCUCCAACUCCUUCAACGUCGCCCCUAGCCAAAACCCCUUCCCCGACCUGGAUGGAGGCGAAACAUCCAACCCGGCCAAUUCGUCCGCCUGGACCGAUGGCUCCUACGACGAUGAUGGCUGGUGGGCGCUGGCGUGGAUCGCAGCAUAUGACAUCACCAAGAAUCAGGACUAUCUCAAUGUAGCGAUCGGCAUCCAUGAUCAGCUGAGCACCGAUGGCCCGACAGGCUGUAACCACGGCGGCAUUUUCUCGGACCACAACCACAACUAUGUCAACGCCGUCACGAACGAGCUGUAUUUCUCGGUCGCUGCGCAUCUGGCGACGAGAGUAAAGGACAAUCAGCGAUUUAUCGAUUCCGCGAAGCGCCAGUGGAAUUGGUUCCGCAACAGCUCGAUGAUCAACGAGGAGGGGACGAUCAACGACGGACUUACCUCGGACUGCAAGAACAAUGGGCAGACUGCCUGGUCCUACAACCAAGGAGUCGUGCUCGGCGGCCUCGUCGAACUCAACAAAGCGUCCCCCGACGACUCGUAUCUCCCCACCGCCGCCAAAAUCGCCAAAGCCGCCAUCAAACUCCUCGCCGACGCAAACAACGUCAUCCACGAGUCCUGCGAGCCAGACUCCUGCGACGGCAACUCCACCCAGUUCAAGGGGAUUUUCAUCCGAAAUCUCCGCCUGCUGCACGCCGCCGCGCCCGACGAUCUCUAUGCAAAGGUGAUCCGGGCGUGUGCGGACAGCAUCUGGAACAGAGACCGCAACAAUGCCACGCAGUUUGGUGUUGACUGGUCCGGGCCUAUUACUAGCCAGCUGGAUCCGUCGACGCAUAGUUCUGCUAUGGAUGCGUUGGUCGCUGUUAUUGGGCUGUGAUGUAUAUAAUUACGUAUUAAAAUUGCAUGACUUGACUAUUUACCAGACUUUGUAUUGAGGGAUUUAAAUAAGAUUAGACUAUGGUAAUUAUACAUGCUAGUAUGCAUGUACAUGGACGAAUGCUGCAGCCUCAUUCCCCCGACUAAUGCCCUAUUCCUUUCAAUCACCAAUAUCCUAUUUGAUCACAGUGAUCGGGUUUGUAACCGCUCUCAGACAUCAAGAUCAGCAAGCUUCAUCGAAUUGAUUAGGUGCAAUGCCUGCUGCCUGCUGCAAAUGAUGCGAUGUCCUUUCCGGA